Molecule: messenger RNA, 6717 nt
Organism: Oryzias melastigma (Indian medaka)
Lineage: Eukaryota; Metazoa; Chordata; Actinopteri; Beloniformes; Adrianichthyidae
Gene: crtc1b
Product: CREB regulated transcription coactivator 1b
Biological process (GO): protein homotetramerization; positive regulation of transcription by RNA polymerase II
Cellular component (GO): nucleus; cytoplasm
Molecular function (GO): cAMP response element binding protein binding
Source: RefSeq, a predicted model, not a curated record
GUAAUGACGACACCAGGGGGCUCUGGUGCGGAGGGGAGCGUAACAUUCCAUUGAGAAGAAGAGGGAAAAAUGGCGUCCUCGAAUAAUCCUCGCAAAUUUAGCGAAAAAAUCGCUUUGCAUAAUCAGAAACAGGCGGAGGAGACGGCCGCGUUUGAAGAAGUGAUGAAGGACCUGAACAUCACCAGAGCCGCGCGGUUGCAGUUACAGAAGACCCAGUAUUUGCAACUAGGGCAGAAUCGUGGACAGUACUAUGGAGGCUCACUGCCCAAUGUCAAUCAGAUUGGAAAUGGCAACAUUGACCUGCCUUUUCAGAACUCGGUACUGGAUACCAGUCGUACAACCAGGCACCACGGGUUGGUGGACCGUGUUUAUCGUGACCGGAACCGCAUCACAUCCCCUCACCGCCGCCCACUUUUAGUUGACAAACAUGGCCGCCAAAUUGACAGCUGUCCCUACAGCUCAGUUUAUCUCUCCCCACCACCAGACACAAGCUGGAGAAGGACAAAUUCAGACUCUGCCUUGCACCAGAGCGCCAUGAAUCCAAAGCCCCAGGAGUCGUUUUCCGGGGGGUCACAGGAGCUGCAGCCUAAACGAGUGCUGCUGCUAACUGUUCCUGGAACGGAGAAUUCCGAGUCGGAUGCAGACAGGGAUGCGCAGGAACAGUUGUGGGAUGACAAGAAGGAUGACGGAUCGAAGCCAAACACAUGUGACGUCCCAGGAAUUAACAUAUUUCCAUCACCAGACCAGGAGCUAAACCCAUCUGUGCUCCCUGCUGCACACAACACCGGCGGUUCCCUGCCCGACUUGACCAACAUUCAGUUCCCUCCUCCUCUGUCGACUCCUCUGGACCCGGAUGACACCGUAUCCUUCCCCUCCCUCAGCUCGGCUAACAGCACAGGCAGCCUGACCACCAACCUGACCCACUUGGGGAUCAGUGCUGGCAGCCACGGGAUCUCCACCCCCUCCCAGCCCACCAUGACAGUUUCUGCACAACGCCGGCAGCCACCCGUGAUGCCACUCACCCUGACCUCUGACCUCCAUCUUCAACAGUCCUCGCAGCAGCUCUCGCCCACCCUCUCCUCACCUGUAAACAUCACACAGGCGGUACCAACAGAGUCGUUAACCCUGGAACAGCAGCUUGCCCAGUACCCCCUCCUCAACCAGCUGACCGCUCAGGCCCAGGCUCAGCUCCUCAACGAAAUCCAGAAGCAGCAGGGCAUCCCGCAGGGCAUCCAGCUCAUCACCCUGCCAACCCUCGUUUCCUCUGGUUCAGCCACUGCAAGCAGCCCGUCUCCGGACAGCCAGACCACCGCCAGCAUCACAGUCAGCUCGUACCGCAAUCAGACUGGCUCACCAGCCACUCAGUCUCCAACCUCCCCAGUCUCCAAUCAAGGCUUCUCCCCUGGAGGCUCGCCUCAACACAUUCCUGUGGUGGGCAGUAUUUUCGGAGACUCCUUUUAUGAUCAGCAGCUGGCGUCGAGGCAGACCAACGCUCUUUCUCACCAGUUGGAGCAGUUCAACAUGAUCGAGAGUCCCAUCAGUUCGUCCAGCCUCUUCAACCAGUGCUCCACGCUCAACUACACUCAAGCUGCAAUGAUGGGCCUCACCGGGAGCACCCUUCAAGACUCGCAGCAGCUUGGCUACAGUAGCCAUGGCAACAUCCCCAACAUAAUCCUAACAGUCACAGGAGAGUCUCCUCCAAGCCUCUCCAAAGAGCUCACCAACUCUCUGGCGGGCGUCGGCGACGUCAGCUUCGACGCAGACUCCCAGUUCCCUCUGGACGAGCUGAAGAUCGACCCCCUCACCCUGGACGGACUGCACAUGCUCAAUGAUCCAGACAUGGUACUCACCGACCCCGCCACCGAGGACACAUUCAGGAUGGACAGGCUGUGAGCAAACUGACCGACCGCCGCGUUCUGGAUCAAAGAGGAAACCAUAGCACUAACUUGUUGAUGGGGUGGAACAAAGGGCAGGAUGAACCCUCUCUCUCGUUGCAUGGCUGUCCAAUCUUACCCUCAGCUCUGCGAAGCCCUCUGAAAUGUUGCGUAACCUUAAAGGGAAAGAGGAAAAAGAUGUCAGUGGCUUACAGAGGAAUGACCUUGCCAUCGUUUUGAACAAGACUGGUCGCUCAGCGCUUUUGCUAGCCUACUGUGUUUACAGUGUCCCAUCACGCCCCACAUAUAUUCCAAAAAUGCACAUUUGACAGCUUAUUUAUUUUGUUCAUAUUCCUUUCAUAUCCACUAUUUAUCUUGAUUUGCCUGUAGCAGGAAGCUACAAAGACUCUGGGCUAACCCUGUUAUUAUAAUCAUUGGUAAAAGAAGAAAAAAAAUCCGGUUUUCUUAUGAUCCCGCAUGGAAAACAGUGUUAUCCCAUCGUUUCAUAAUUCUAUUUCACACUCAAAGCUUUAUUUUUUACCAACCAAAUGUUAUUUUCAACUGGUACUGUAUGUUUCAUGUAUUUAUACGUUUUAUUUAUUUGGUUAAAAGAUUUUAUAUUCCAUUUCAUGACCUAAAUUUAAUGCCAAAAUGUUGUCUGUAGGCGUUGUGUAGAAUUGCACUGAUGUGAUUUGCGUGUACUUAUUACUAACAUAUUUAUAUGUGUGCUUAAGCUACUUGGUUAACGAAGGAGUGCAAAACCUCCCCAUAGUUGCUGUUUGGUGUUAGAUGUUACAUUCUCGGACGUCGACAUGCUGCAGGCCAACAGUCCAAACAUCACAAGUUUUAGCUUAACUUCACAUCAAAGAAAGUCGGGCGCUCCAGAAAUGACGCUGGAGGUGAGGUUUUUCUCAGAGAAUCGUCAGGCCUUUUCUACUUCACUAGAACGCAGGAGCGUCAGAAUUCAGUCAGUGAAAUUAACCUAGAGAGACUAUCCUCCUACCUAGUGAAGGAAGGCUUCAAUUUUUAAAGCAGACAACACUAAAACAAGAAAAAAAAAUCUUAAUCUUUUUUAAGUGGUCACUGUGAAAUCACCUGAUUUUGCCUUACAGUAACAUUCUACUCUUCUACUUUCGUGUCUGACGUGACGAUGUAUUUUCGUAACUUAUUGUAACAUUUUCUUGUAUUUGAGAGAAAAAACUUUUUGCUCGGUGACGUUUGUGGUUUUGUUGUUUGACAAAUCAAUGUACUGUAUUUUGUAGCGACACACUUUAUAGCCAAAUUGUUAUUUUUUAAAACUCUAAGAGACGGAACGUAUGGAAGGGUUUCGGAGAAGGAAUGCAAUUAUGGGGAGGCUUUUUGCUCCUUAAGAACAGGGAAUCUCUAACAAAAAGGCAUUUCUCCGUAUCGAUCAGGACAAACCACUCAGAGAAAUCUCUUAAGGAGAUGCAGAUUGUCUUCAGAUUAUAUUAGAAAGUUUAUGAAAUUAAGAGUAUUUUAUUGUCUUUGAUGAGAAAUAUAGAAGCUAAAGCUUCUCUUUAAGAAUUUAAAUGUUUUAAAGAUCCGACUGGUUUAACUCAGUCCAACCUGGAUUUUGUCACCAACCAUCAUCUCUAAUGACUGUUGCCAAAUAUAUCCAGCUUUUAAACAGAAAUUGAACUGUCAGUGCCAAUAAAUCUGCCGCCGUGUUCUUUUUUUUUUGUCAGAGUUUCCCUGAGAGGCUUGUGCAGGCGUGCGAUAUCAUUUCUGGGUGUAUUGUAAUGUUCUGUGUGCUCAUUUUUACUCACCUAAAGCGCUGAUGGGAAGAGAUGAAUGAUGUUGAGUUUACCUCCGCCGUUGGACAGUGCGUUCCAGUUGUUCACCGACUGCUGCAAAAGCUCCAUCAGCAGUUUUGUUUGCCUUUAACACAUCCGUGAUUCCUAUGCAAAAGAAAUUGUGACAAAAAAAAAACACCCUUAAAGGAAAAAUCCAACUCUUUCCACAAUCUCAGCUGGAUUUAUUUUUCUAAAACCGUUUGAUAAUGGAGGCAAUUUUACUGUUAAGACUCAUCUUCACAGUUAGGUUUUCACUUUUGUUACUUUUAUUGCUGCAAAAUCAACAAAAAAAAGCAUAUUUCUCUAAAAUUGAUGACAAAACUUUAAGAAUCUGAGAGAUUUUCUAAUAAAACUCAAUUAGGUUCUCGACUGCAUCAGAUUUUCCCACUUUUUCGAAUCCACUCUCACAACUCGACCAAGUGUUCUGCUGGCGAUAUGACAAUCAAGUAAUUUAGAACAGAAAACACCCACAAAGAAGUAUAAAUCCAGCUUUGCUUUAACAUAUAUUUACUUUCCUGUUUUACCGAAAAACAGUUUCUUCCAUUUUUUUUAACCCAAAGUUGAAGAUGUCAGAUCUGAUUCACUCCAUAAAAAACGAUCCUUCUCCUGAUUCUGAGCUUUUGUAAAUGAUGGAUUUUUCCUUUAAGUCUGAAGUUAAUGUCUACAGAUUCCAUGUUUCCAAAGGUUUACGUCCCUGAAAGUGUUUAGCUUUGUGUUUAGACUUCACCGUUGUGUUGCCAAUAAUGCCAGCAUUUGGAGUUUUCCGGUCAUUUCCUUCCUUUUCAUCCCGCUAAAGACUGGUCACUCUCACUGACUUUUGUACAUAUUAUAGAUGAAACUAAAUGCAUGAUGAAACUGACAGUUCAAACCUCUAAAUGCAAGCCUCCUAUAGCUCCACAGGUUUGAUACGUGUAACAUAACUCUAAUGGGUAAAGGGAAGUCUAAAGGGAUGCAUGAAUGGGUUUCUUCUGUGCAGUGAACUCCAGUUAAAUCUCUCUGUUACCUCCAUCUCUGUACAAUGCUACUUCACGAAUGAUAAAAGAAUGUAAUUUGUGCGACCGCGUUCUGGUUUCGCCUUGUUUUGAGUGUCCCGUCAGUCGUGGGCGGGGCUCUGCUUUUUGUACGGUUGCUUGUUCCGUUCUCUCAUUGUAGCAUCUCUGCAGAGGUUUUUCUUUUCAAAGAGGCCCUCCCCUCGUCACAGCACAAACCUUUCUCGGAAGGGCCCGUCUUGUAACGGUUGCAGACCGGCAUGUGCACUGAUUGUUUGCUUCUGCAGUCGACCGCAUGACCCGAUGGACACACUGAUCUGACUCUUAUCCCCUGUUAUAUACAGGUCUUGUACCUUGCUGUGCUGAAGUGGAGUGUGUUUUAGGACCCAUACGUUUUAUUUUUCCUUCAUCUGAGCUGGAUGAACUGCACCUGUUUUUGUUUUUUCCUUUAGAUUUUUGUGCAAUGUUUAGUCCUGUAGAUGCUUCGCACUUUAUUUGUGACUCCCUGAUCAGGGAAUGUUCUGCCAGGUGUGAACGCCGACUGUUUCACACCACAUAUAUGCUGAAAGAAAAGAGGAAUUCUCUAUUUUAUUUUGUACAUGACACUUUGAUUUUCUUGUUUUUUUUUUUGUUUUUUUUUAAAACAAAAAUGAUUUUAGAGGAUGCAACAUUAGAAAGGGCUUUUCCCGUGCAGCUUUCGCUUUAGUGUUGGGAAGGAAUUUAGGGAGGCAGUUCUAUGGUUCCACAAUCCCCAUUUUUUUAUCUUUAAGUAACCAAUUUUAUGAUUUUUUUCAUCCCUUUAGGAAACAACAGAACAUGUUUUACAUUUCUGAAAAUCUCUCAAUCUGACCUUUUAUUGUGAAAAACCGUCACACGAUCUCAUCAUUUCUUUUAGACGCAUUUUAAGCUUUUCGAGGGGCGGGGCAGUUCCGGAGCAAAUCAAAUUUGAUCCGAUGGAAGUGAUCAAAGAUCCGGGGUAAUUUAGGAAAGCACAGAUGUGUUCUUGAAAAAGCUCAGAAUGCGUCGCCUAAAACCAUAAAACAUGCAGGUGCUGCAAUUGUGUUGUAGCUCAAAUUUUCCAACAAAUCUUCCCGAUUUGAGGAAACCUUUUGUUGGAAAGACUUCUUACAAACUCUAGCGUAGAACCUUCAAAGUUAGAAAAUUGUGACGGAUGUUAGUAAUCUCUUAAAUUGUGACAGGUUUGCUGGCAGCAAAUUUAACUCUGGGAAAUACCAGAUUAGGCAGCUAAAAACAAAACUUUCUUUAAAGUAGGAGAUAGAAGAAGUAAUUUUAACAAGGAAGUGCAUCAUGUUUAAAGUUAUGUUUCAGCCUUAUUGGUGACUGAAAUGUGGAAACAGGCUCCAGCUGCUGGUCCGUUUAAGGAACACGAGACGCACACGUCAUUCUGGAAGUCUGCAACACCAGCUUCUGACUGGUUUUCCGUUUCCUGUACAGCCAGGUUUUGUUGUUCCCGAAUGAGAUGGAGCUGCGUUUUGGCGUAACUGCAGACAGUUUUAGGUGUCAACGACAUGUCCCUUUAAUAACUUGGGAGUUUUCCUAAUGACUCUUGUUUCACUGAAACCUAUUUAAGGCUCUGGAAAUUCAACUUAAAGCUUCUAGUGAGAAUAGCAUUAUGUCACUAUUGUCCUGUAAGUCGUAGUAACAGACUUGUAGUUCUUUAUUUGUUGCCACGUGACUCUCUUUAUGUGAUCAUUUGUUUAUAAGAUGAAAGAAAACUGUCUAAUUAAAUGUGGAAGACAGAUUUUUUUUCUCUGCACAGUCUUGAUUUGCAGAAUAAUGCUUCUUAAAAAAGAAAAAAAAAGGAAUAAAUCUGUCCCUUGUCAUUCGACAUCGCAGCGCGUUGCUGUGAACAUGCAUGAUGUUUCUGCCCUGUUGUAUAUUGUCCUUGCUAUUGUUUCUAUUUUGUAAUCUGUAUUUCCAAAUGCAAACUGAAAAGAUUAUUUUGGAUAUGUGCAUGCUUGUGAAAUGUUCAGAAUGUUGAUUUCCACUAAAAGCUGUUGAGUUUGAAAACAAAAUGAA